Molecule: messenger RNA, 2968 nt
Organism: Quercus robur (English oak)
Lineage: Eukaryota; Viridiplantae; Streptophyta; Magnoliopsida; Fagales; Fagaceae
Product: protein phosphatase 2C 16-like
Exons: 4
Coding region: 983-2620 (545 amino acids)
Biological process (GO): protein dephosphorylation
Molecular function (GO): protein serine/threonine phosphatase activity; cation binding
Source: RefSeq, a predicted model, not a curated record
UAUCACAUGUAUACGUGUCCCCUAAAGGAGUGCAUGGUGAAAAGCAUUUCCACAUUGAUAGAACUCUCUCUCUCUCUCUCUCUCUCUCUUCAUGUUUUCUCUCUCUUUUUCUCUCUCUCUUUGAAGCUAACUCCAAGCCCAGAAACAAAGGGGAAAAAAUCUAGGAAAGAGGCUUCACUGACCAGGUUUUCUGGUACCAAGUCUUUUCAGUUCCAACUGGUAAGCAACCCUCAAUUUUCUUUUCUUGUAUGUGAUAUUUUCCAUUGUUUUGAGGGAACUAGAUCAUUUAUUAGCACACCCAGAUAACUGGUUAGUUCUAUAUGUAUGUGACUUUGAUGAUAAUUGAUGAUUGGGGUUGUGUGAGUUGAAGAAGAGUAAGAAAGGUAAAAAAGACCCAGAUUUCAAGAUAGGCUGAGAUGGGUUGCCUUAGAUCCAGGAAACUUUAAUUUUUUAUUUGUUAAAGGGUUUACCUUUUUAAGGUUAUCCUGUGAUUAUUUGCAGUUGGUUUUCUUUUUCUGCCUAGGUUGUUUCUUAUGACCCUUUUUGGCUUUGUCUUAUAUUGGGCUUAUAGAUAAAGAUUGGAUUUUGGUCAUUGUCAUGUGUGUGUUUUUAGGGGUUGGUGGUCUGGAUAAGAUUUAUGAAUUUGUGGUCAGUUCUAUGCCACGAGGAGGAGAAUUUGGUAUGCUUUAGAGUGUUUGAGAAACUCAAAAUACUUGUGAAUGAGUGGAGUAUUUAUAACUGGAAGUUUGAUCCAUUGUUCCACAGCAGAUCUGAUAGUCCUGCUUUAUUCUUCUCAUGUUUAGCUCAUAUAUACCCAUAAUUUAAAUUGAUCUUGGUGGUGUGGUUUGUGUUCGGUAUAAUUAUAGCUGUAAAAAGUUCAUUGCUUGAAGGAAAUGAAAUAUAACUAGUUAUGUGAGAGUGUAGAGAGUUUGGAAGGUAACUAGUACAGGAAGAGAGAGAGAGAGAGAGAGAGAGAGAGUUGAUGGAUGAGAUGUCCUCAGCAGUCUCAGUGACUCUUAGUUUAGGUAAUUCUAUGUGUGAUGACUCAGGAAUUGCGACCCAUGUGGAAAUCACGCGGCUCAAGUUGGUAACAGAUGCAUCAAAUUUGUUGUUGGAUCCUGCUAAGGUUGUGUCUGCAGAGUCUGUUUCUAGUGGAAAUGGAAAUUGCAAUGAUGUUAAGAGUGAACUUCACGGAUUAACCAUGUCAGCACCAGAAGGCAGUGGUGGGGGAGGAGAUGAUUUGUCAGGAAUGUUGCCAGAUAAUGGAAAUGGUUCAAUUGCUGAUGAUGUUGUGAUGCAGGAAAGUGAGGAAGAUGGAAUCUUGUCUGUUUCACAUGACACUAAUGGGAUUAUUAGAGGGGAGUUGUUAACUUUGGAUGUAGAGUCUGAAAUAAGAUUGCCAGAUAUUGAGGAAAUUGAAAAGGUUGGUCAUGCUCAGAUUGUUGCUAAGGCUAUUAUCUUGGUGGAAUCAAGUAUAGGGCAGGUGCCUUCUGGUGAACUGAUUGUCGCAGCAGUUAGCCCAGAUUCAAAGAUAUCUAGUAAAUCUGAGAUAAAGGCCUCUACAGUGGUUUUCCAGUCACAUAUGCAGAAGAAUGUCAGUAAAGGAGGCAUCCGGAGUGUUUUUGAGCUGGACUGUAUUCCCCUAUGGGGUUCUGUUUCUAUUCCUGGAGACAGACCAGAAAUGGAAGACGCCGUUGCUGCUGUACCUCGAUUUAUGAAAAUUCCUAUCAAAAUGCUUAUCGGUGAUCGUGUGAUUGAUGGAAUGAAGCAAAGUUUGACCCAUGUAACCAGUCAUUUCUUUGCUGUUUAUGAUGGCCACGGGGGCUCUCAGGUUGCAGACUAUUGUCGAGACCGCAUCCAUUUGGCUUUGGAUGAAGAUAUUGGAAUGAUUAAAGACAAUUUAAGUGAUGGAAGUAUGGGGGGAAAUCAACAAGUGCAGUGGGAGAAAGCCUUCACCAGUUGCUUCCAAAAGGUUGAUGACGAAAUUGCAGGAAAUGUUAGUAGAGGCAUCAAUGGAAACAAUGAAGAUGCUUCUGAGCCUGUUGCUCCAGAAACUGUUGGAUCUACAGCUGUGGUUGCCUUAGUCUGUUCUUCCCAUAUUAUUGUUGCGAACUGUGGUGAUUCAAGAGCAGUACUGUGUCGUGGCAAAGAAGCCAUGGCAUUAUCAGUUGAUCAUAAACCAAAUAGAGAAGAUGAAUACGCAAGAAUUGAGGCAUCUGGAGGAAAGGUCAUCCAGUGGAACGGGCAUCGUGUUUUCGGAGUUCUUGCAAUGUCAAGGUCCAUUGGUGACAGAUAUUUGAAACCAUGGAUUAUUCCAGAACCGGAAGUCAUGUUUCUUCCCCGCGCCAGAGAUGAUGAAUUGCUCGUUUUAGCCAGUGAUGGUUUGUGGGAUGUGAUGACAAAUGAGGAAGCUUGUGAAGUGGCUCGAAGGCAGAUCCUUCUUUGGCACAAAAAGAAUGGGAGUGCACCUCUUUUGGAGAGGGGCACAGGAAUUGAUCCUGCAGCGCAAGCAGCAGCAGAUCGCCUUUCAAUUCUUGCCCUCCAGAGAGGAAGCAAGGAUAACAUCUCUGUGAUUGUGGUGGACUUGAAAGCUCAAAGAAAGUUCAAGACCAAGUCUUAGUGGAAAAGUCCUCAUCACGAUCCGGUUUAAGUCUCCUAUAUGUUAGAAAAGUACAUCGACUUAAAUACAUAGCCAAGUCCAUUCGUUUUUUCUUAUGGGCUUAAAGUGUGUAAGAGUAUAGAAAUUUGUAUGUACUAUAGUAACUAUGGUGGAAUGCUAUAUUUAUCUCUUGGUAUGCAUCUUGCUAAAUUAUGUAAAUUUGAGGUGCUACAGGUAUGUCAGGGAGAGAAAUUUACAAUUUUCUCAGUAGUCAGUACUCAAAAAGGUUUUGUGAGGGCUUUUAUAUCAUUCCCUUUGGUUCAUUUUAAGUACAUGGUGCCAUAUCAAUAUACUUUGCCACUUCUUGAA